Messenger RNA from Musca domestica (house fly), 6384 nucleotides. RefSeq names its product myotubularin-related protein 4. Lineage: Eukaryota; Metazoa; Arthropoda; Insecta; Diptera; Muscidae. Gene Ontology annotation, biological process: dephosphorylation; regulation of autophagy. Gene Ontology annotation, molecular function: metal ion binding; protein phosphatase binding; phosphatidylinositol-3,5-bisphosphate 3-phosphatase activity. The transcript has 15 exons. Bases 590 to 5188 code for a protein of 1532 amino acids. The record is from RefSeq and is a predicted model, not a curated record.
UGAAUAUUAUUAAAAUAUUUAAUUAUUCGGUUUUCUUUGAUAUGUGUGAUCUGUGGUGUGAAUGCUAACUCUCUGCCGUCUGUCUGCCUCUGGCCAACAAGCCACUUGGGCCAAACCAAUCUUGGCCAGCAGUAGUAGUAGUAGAAGCAGACCAAACGAAGCAAAACAACAGCAAACAAAAGAUAACUAUGGCAGUAGAGAAAAUAAAAAUCAACGAAAACAGAAUCACAAAUAAAUAAUAACAACAACAAGAGAAGAAAACAAAAUUCUUUGUUUAAUACACAAAAACCAAAACCAAAAAAAAAAAUAUUUUAAUUCCGCCGCAGAGCGUCGCGAAAAAUAUUAUCUUGUGUGUAAACGAAAAAAGGAAGAAGAAAAGAAAUUGAAUUGCAAACAAAACAACAUUUUCGGUUGUUGAAAGAAUUUGUUACCAUCUGAUUUGGAAAAAAUUGCAUACUUAUUUUAACAAAUUUUUCCAUCGAUUACUUCACAAAGAUUUGUCAUCACCAGCGCCUGCCAGUGCAGCCAAAAAACAGAACGAAGAAGACGAAAAUUAUUUGCAACUGCAAAGUUUAGAAGUGUUAGCUAAAUGGAGGCAUCUGAUGGAUCGCCCCCACCAUCACUGUGUAUGGUACGAGCCGCUGAACUAUUUCCCAAACCACAAAUGGAGAAAGAAGAUACCGAAUUGAAGGUCCCAUUUCAGGAGCUUGCUGGCGAGUCUGUUAAAUAUUUGGGACGCACCGACGAUGGCAUUUUGGCCCUGUCCAAUUAUCGCCUGUAUUUACAGAAAACCUCAACAAAUGUUGAGACAUCCGUUCCCCUGGGUCUCAUAGAAUCGGCCCAAAGUCGUGAUCUGUUCCAUUUGAUUGUGUAUUGUAAAGAUGCCAGCACGGUCAAGUGUUCUUUUGAGACUGCCGAACAGUGUACAGAAUGGCAAAGACGCAUACAGAUGUCGGUUGGUGUGCCCGAGACAUUGGAAUCUAUAUUCGCUUUUCCAUUCUGUUCAUGGGCAUGUGACAGCUUAAAUGGUGGAGGUGGUGGUGGUGUUGGAGCAGCAGGUGUGGCCGGGGGAGGUGGUGGCGGGGUAGCAGGCGGAGGAGGCAGUCAAACAUUUAAUUCAAACACCGAAAAUCCUGGCUACAAUCCCUAUUUGGCCCUGGACUACAAUGAGAGAUUACAGAAAUGCAGUUACCGCUACGAAGAUGAUUUUAUGCGGGAAGUUGAACGUUUGGGUUUUGAUUUGAAUGGUCCCUGGCGCAUAUCUCGAGCUAAUGAAGAUUUCAAGCUGUGUCCCUCAUAUCCACCCAAACUCUUGGUACCCUGUUGCAUUUCCGAUGAAACGCUGAAUAAUGUGGCGAAUUUUAGAGGUUCCCGACGUUUGCCGGCUGUUGUGUGGCGUCAUCGUAAAUCGGGAGCGGUUAUUGCCAGAUGCAGUCAACCGGAAGUGGGUUGGCUGGGUUGGCGCAAUACCAAAGAUGAACAGCUGUUGAAGGCCCUGGCCGAUGCCUGUGCUUUUGAUAGGGGUGAACAGAUGCGUCAAUUUGCCAACAAUUCUCAGUCAGCACAAAGUAUACAGAUACCCUCGGGUGAUAGUUCACCAUCCAGUCCGGAUGGCAGCCACGAAGAGGUGGCCCUGGAUGAAGUGAGGAAAAUUCUCAUUGUCGAUGCCCGCAGCUAUACAUCGGCCGUGACAAAUCGUGCCCGUGGCGGAGGCUGCGAAUGCAUUGAGUAUUAUCCUUGUGCUGAAAUUGAAUUCAUGAAUUUGGGCAAUAUACAUGUCAUACGCAAGAGUUUCCAUGCCCUGCGGCAGCUGUGUGCAUCGCCACCGGAUGUUCCCAACUGGUUGGGUCUCCUGGAGAAGACCAUGUGGUUGCAACAUUUAUCCGGUUUAUUGGCUGCUUCCAUGACCGUCUGUCAUGCCAUUGAGAAAAAGGGUCGGCCUGUACUCGUACACUGUUCCGAUGGCUGGGAUCGUACCCCACAAAUUGUGGCCACAGCCCAGCUGUGUCUGGACCCCUACUAUAGGACAAUAGAGGGUUUUCGUGUGCUGGUCGAACGUGAAUGGCUUAGCUAUGGCCAUAAAUUUGCCGAUCGCUGUGGCCAUGGUCCCGGUUCGGAGGAACUGAAUGAACGUUGUCCAGUAUUUCUGCAAUGGCUGGAUUUGGUACAUCAAAUCCAUAAACAGUUUAGUUGCAGUUUUGAAUUUAGCAUGGGCUACUUGAUCAAAUUAGCCCAACACUCACAUUCUGGUCUAUUCGGCAACUUUUUGUGCAAUACUUUAAAGGAACGUUUGGAGAAUUCCGUUUUUGAGCGUACCUUUAGUGUUUGGUCGCUGCUGUCCAGUCCCAUCUAUCGCAAUCCUUUGUAUAAGCCACAACGUGAAAAAGUCUUAUGGCCGGCACAUAAUGUACGUGAUUUGUCACUGUGGACCGAGGUGUAUUUGGGCAGUCUGGUGGGUGGUAAUCAAAAUUCCAUUGAUUUUCCGAAUUAUAUCAACGAUACACUAAUGGGUUCCAUGAGUUCCAUGUCCAAAACCAGAUCUUAUGGGGAUCUAAUAACGGCUGGUUUCAUUCAAAACAGCAUGUCAAGGCGUUCAAGUGAUCCCAACAUGACAGUGGAUCCGAAUCUCACCAUCGGUUCGAAUUCGGAAAACAAUUCCAUUGCCGAUCUACAGUCGGACGAACGUGAAGAAUCACCAGAUAUUUUGGCAAAUUUAAUACACGACACAACCCGUAAAUUGGAGAAUUUAACGAAUGAGCUAAACAAUCAUGACAAUGAUGAUUUCAAAUUGGCAUCGAAACAUGCAAAUGAAUUGGAACACCUAGACAAUGACGACCACGAAGAAGAAAGUAAAAAGCCUAAAAAUGCAAUGACAAUUACUGAGUCAAGUAAUGGCAUCGUGCAUUCAAGUGAACAACAACAACAAAAUACUGGCUGUGAUAAUGAGACUACCAGAACAACAACAACACCAAAUACACAAGGUCCAUCAACGCCCACAUCAAAGAAAACGAAAAUUGUGGCCAAGGAUGCCAGUCGGGAUGGCAACGAUGUUACAGACUCGUCACUGACAAACGGUGUAAAUGGCAUUCAACGAAGUUCCAAUGGCAUUACCAUUGAAAAACAUACCACCAUGGGUCUGGAUCUAAUGAUGAGAAGUGUGGCCAUGGAUGAUGACGCCUCAUGCAACCACAGUUUGGAAACAUCUUGCAAUGGUUCGAUGGCCGGUGAUGACAAGACAAGCAGUAAAACAACAACAGAUGAGUCCCAUAAUUUAUGGCAUGGUUCCAUUAAUACCAGUACUGACACCCUGGUACCCUUGGCGGAAACGAAAAUACAAAAUGGCAAUUGUGAUACAAUCGAUGGUGGUGGGGCCGGUAAACGAGAUGCAAUUUCUCCCAAAAAGCUCAAUGUUGAUAGCACAAAUAAUGGCGAAGAGAAGACAACAAAGAGUAGCAGCACAACAUGUAAAAUUUUGCCAAAAGUUCAUAGCAGCAGCAACAUUAACAGCAUAACAUCUCGACCAAAUCAACUGUCCACCAGCAGCCUCAACACCACCACCACCAAUGGCAAUAAUAAUCUACACAAUGCAACAACAACAACCACAGAUGACAUUACCACAACGAGUAAAGGCGGUGACAAUAAACCCUCAAGUCGCUUGACCUCUGACAUUGCUGCUGCCGCUGCCUCCGCCUCUAGUGGCAUGAUGGAAGAAAGCAUACUCAUAUUACCUGAACAUAGGAAAUUAGAAAUUUCCAUUAGUGGCAAAUGUGAAACAGUGGCCUCUAAUACAACUACCUCGUCGGGUUCCAAUAGCAUUAUUACAUCCACAAAUCAGCAAAUGCCAAUGGCUGCUCCACCACCACCACCGCCCGCAGCAGGGUGUCCAUCAUCUUCUUCUGCAUUGCCCACGCCGACCUCAGCCUCAACAAUGUCCGCUUACAAUCUACCUUAUGCUAUUAAUAAUAGUAGUAGCGUUCCAAAUAAUACUGCAAUACCUACUAAUACAACCACAGCUGCCUCUAGCCAAAGAAGAAGACGUACCUCGUCCUCAAAUUCGGGUUUUAUUGCCAAACAAGCCAAUGGAAGUUAUAUUUCACGCUUCUCAUUGCCUGGCGGCGGUGUACGUUCUUUGCCUAUGACACCACCUGGUUUGACUGAACGACAACAAGUUACUAUUUCCUGCCCCGAUGGUUUAGCACAUGCUUUAAGUGAAGAAAAUAUAAGACUACAGCAAAUUGUACAUGAACAUAAGAUGCGCGAAGAUGUUUUACUACGCGAACUGCACGAUAUGCGCAUGGCAUUGCUAAAGAAAAUAUGUCCAAAUUGCAAUAAUGCAAAUGCAUCGGCCAACACUGAUGAACAGAAAAUCCAUUUUGAUAAUACAACAAAUCUACCACCACAUAGAAGACGAUUUUGUGUUCCAACCAUGCCAAUGUAUCAAGCAAAUCGGCAGUUUUUCAAGCGUUAUCGUCGUAGACGACGUCGUCAUCAAAGGAUGUUUUGUCACAGUCGAAUCCCCACCACUGCCACCAUAAUUAUUGAACACAUUGACAAUUGUAGAGAAGAUAAUGAUGAUGAUAAUGACGACGACGAUUUGGAUUAUGAGUUGGAAGAAGAAGAAGAUGUCUAUGAUGAUGAUUAUAGUGAUAGUUGUAAUGGUGAUAAUGAAGAUGCUGAGAUUUAUUCAGUAUCAGGGUGUUCAGCACUGGAUAAUGUAGAAAAUGCUUCGAUCUGCUCAUGGGAGGCCGUUGAAGAUCGCAGUGCCAGUGGUCCCUCGUCCUGUGCCACAACCAGUUCCUCAAUGCAACCAAAUGCCACAAGUGUAUUAUGGGUACCCGAUCAUGCUGUUUCACGUUGCACCAGCUGUCAAACGGAAUUUUGGCUGGGCCGAAGGAAACAUCAUUGCCGGUGCGCAUUAUCUUGCGGGCAAAUUUUCUGUGCUGAUUGUUCCGAAUACUGGGCACCGCUGCCAGAUGCCAAGCUGUUUAGUCCGGUGCGAUUGUGUGGACCCUGCCAUGCAACCACAACGCGCACCAUGCAACAGGUUAGCAGUGAAAUGAUGCCGUCGUCGACGCCGCCCGCAGUGGCUGCAGCCGCAGCCGCCGCCACUGUAGCAGUCAGCAAUAACAGUACCAACAUGCAUUUGCAGCAGAACGCCACAAAAACAGCAGCAGCAUCAAAGGCUUGAAUUAGAUAAAAGAAAAUAACAACAAAUCCCCAAUUCAGAAGAGUAAGGAGAAGAAGAAUAUUAAAGGAAAACCAAAUAAAUUGAGGAUUGAAACGAAAAACGGAAUUUAAAAAAAAUGUAUGCGCGAUCUUAGAUGAAAAAUUAAUACAGGAGUUGAUGAGGGCAAGCCCACUAAUGGACGGACAAGAUUGAAAAUCACAACACAUUAUUAUCAUUAAAAUGCAAAAGAGAAAAUCUAAACUAAACUAAAGAAAAGAAAAAUAUAUAUAAUUAUUAUUAUAAAUAUUAACAUGGCAUAAAACAAUAUUCCCCCCAAAACCAAGAAAAAACUAUCCCCUUUCCAACCCAUAAAAGUACGUUUUGGAUGUACGAAAUCCACUCGAUCUGAAAUGUCAAUUUCAUAGAGCACAUGUCAAAUAAUAGCCACUGGAUUUAUGACUACGAUUUACGUGACGUAUAGACUAUGGAAUUGAUAUUUGGAAUUAGUAGCUGGGAGUUAGUAGUCUAAACGUGUUCUAAGACCCCAGCCUCUAAAGCCAGCCCCCCUUUUAACUAAUAUUAUCCCCUCUCUAUUCUAAAUAUCCCUUUAUCCACUCCUCUAUUUCUCCCUCUCUCUCAAAAAAAAUAACCAAAACAUUGUUACUUAGUAAAAAAAAAAAACAACAACUAAAAUUCAAACACAAUUAUUGAAAUUUGAAAUUGAAUUUCUUUGAAAACUGAGAAAACCGAAACUGAACUGAUGUAGACAAAAAAAAAACAAAAAUUAUUAUUUAAAACAAAAAACUAAAAUAAAAUGUCAUUUUAUUAAAGAAACUAAACAAAAAAAAAAAACAAUUGUAUAAAGAACAAGCAUAUAUAUUUAAUUAAUUUAAAACAAAAACAAAGAAAAAACUGUUAUGUUUAAACUUUAAAAAAAAUGAAAAAAAAAAACAGUUAUUUAAAAUAAAAGCAAAUACACAAAAUAGCAAAUAAAAAUUCAAACAAAAAAAUGCAUUCUCAGCAAAUGGAAGCAAGCAUAACGCCCAUUAUAUAAUUAUUAUUACUAUAUUUUAAAAACAAAAAACAAUUAUUAUUGUAACGGUGUCGAUUUGAAAUUUAAGUACUCUUAUUUUGUUGUAAUUCUUCUAUCUUUCUUUCUUUCUUUUUUUAAUUUAAUUCUGUGAUAAAAAUUUUAUCGAUGUUGAAACAAAACAAAA